AUGAUGCUUCAGCCCCGGCUUGCUCUGCAGAGCAUUCGGCUGCCCUUCAGGUGCUUGCCUACUCUCCCAGCUCGUCGGUUCGCAUCCGUUGACACAUCCUCCGCUAAACCCUCGACCUCAACUCCCGAUUCCAGUAUCACCUUCGCUCCUCCUCCGCCACGAGAUGAAGUUGGUGUCAGGCUUCGCACAUAUACCCCUCGCACCCCCGGUAUCCGUCACUUGCGUCGUCCUGUCAACGACCAUCUGUACAAAGGUCGCCCUGUCCACCGCUUAACCUUCCCGAAGCGUGGCCAUGCCAAGGGUGGUCGUAACAACAGUGGCCGAGUCACCGUUCGCCACCACGGAGGUGGUGCGAAGCGUCGGAUACGCACAGUGGACUUUCUACGAAUGGCCCCUGGCCCUCAUACUGUGGAGCGCAUUGAAUACGACCCUGGACGGAGUGCGCACAUCGCUCUCGUCCGCAGUAAAGAAAACAAGCAACUGAGCUAUAUUCUUGCUCCGGACGGUAUGCGAGCAGGCGAAACCGUGCAGAGCUACAUGUCCGGAAUCCCGGAAGAUUUGUGGAAGAGCAUGGGCGGAACAGUCGAUCCCGGUGUGUUGGCAGCCAGAACUGCAUGGAGAGGAAACUGCCUUCCCCUGCAUAUGAUUCCGGUGGGAACUUCUAUCUUCAAUGUUGGAUUGCGCCCCGGAAAGGGUGGCCAGCUUUGCCGCAGUGCGGGUACCUAUGCCACUGUUGUGGCCAAGGGCAGCGACUCGCGGCAGAAAGACCUUGAAGCCGAACCCGCAGAGCAGGCUGAGACGGAGAAGAAGCCUAUGACUUUGCGUGAGCGGCAAAAGCAAGAGCGUCAGGCGCAGCAUAUUACCGUCCGCCUCUCCAGUGGUGAAAGCCGUCUCAUCCACAAGGAUUGCUGUGCCACCAUUGGCAUUGCCAGUAACCCCAACUAUCAGUACACCCAGCUGGGUAAGGCCGGUCGAUCACGCUGGCUGAACAUCCGCCCUACUGUUCGUGGUCUGGCUAUGAACGCAAUGGACCACCCUCACGGUGGUGGUCGUGGCAAGUCCAAGGGUAACGUCGACCCGAAGAGUCCUUGGGGCAUUCCGACCAAAUCUGGCUACAAGACUCGCCCCAAGUGGAAGAUCAACAAGGCCGUGGUGCACCCUCGACCCCGCAACCAAGGUCAACGUCGUCGUGGAUACAACUAG
Penicillium argentinense is the source of this 1203-nucleotide messenger RNA. Its product is annotated as mitochondrial 54S ribosomal protein uL2m. Gene Ontology annotation, molecular function: structural constituent of ribosome; RNA binding. The record is from RefSeq and is a predicted model, not a curated record. Gene Ontology annotation, cellular component: ribosome. Gene Ontology annotation, biological process: cytoplasmic translation. Bases 1 to 1203 code for a protein of 400 amino acids. Lineage: Eukaryota; Fungi; Ascomycota; Eurotiomycetes; Eurotiales; Aspergillaceae. The transcript has 2 exons.